This is a messenger RNA of Rotaria sp. Silwood1, 420 nucleotides long. The record is from the annotation of a GenBank genome assembly. NCBI's taxonomy places the organism in Eukaryota, Metazoa, Rotifera, Eurotatoria, Philodinida, Philodinidae.
AUGUCAAUCGUAAAGAAAAUUCUACUUGAUAUUUUACUUUCAAAUGGCUGUGUCAUUGUUGUAGAAUGUGAAGAGGAUAUGACAUUAGAUAAGAUAAAACAAAAUAUAUUAUCAUGUAUUAAACGACAAGCACCAUUUAAUGAAUUAGUUCAUGAUCAUAAAAAUUAUUAUUUAGAAUCAGUUACAUUAAGUGCACAAAUUAUUCCAUUGUAUGAUGAACAAAUUAAACUUAACAAAUUAAAUCUAUUUUAUGGAUAUUUGAGUUUACGUGAACAUGAUGCUUUUCUUGAUGAAAAAGACGAUUUACCAUUGAUGAGUCUUCUACUCGGUUUUCCACUUGAUGAUUUUGCUAGUACAUUAGAACGUGAAGCAUGCGAAGCUCGAUCGUCAUUAAAUGGGAACAUAAUUUUUGGUCAGUAG